AUGGCCACUCCGAGCGCACAGCAGCAGCACCAGGAUUAUUUCAGAUCGGUGAGCAGCGAGUCAACCACAUACAUGAUGGUCCCGGCCGGCGGGCCGAGUGGGACGGGGCGCAGGGAAGCGCCGUCCAAGAUGUGGGUGGCGAUGGUGGUGAUUGUGGUCGUGGUGCUACAGAUUGCCUCCACCACAGGGCUCUUUGUCUACCUGAACAUGUCCAUAUCACAGGUGACAGAGAACAUCAUCUCAAAACAGACCUUCAUGGAAGCGAGAACCAUGCCUCGCAAUUUCAACAACUCGGGGUCAAAGUUCAUGACCUCGGUGGUCCAGAGGCCGUCUGCCCACUUGACCCUCAGAGACACCAGCUCUCAAGGGUUCCCACCAAUCCCAAUCCCAACGCCGGGUCUCCACCAGUCCUGUCGUCACGUGGUCCGCUCAUGGGCCAAUCAGAGCUUUGGAGCUCACCUGCACAACAUGACCCUGUCCAAUGGGAAGCUGCGAGUGCCUCAGGAUGGGCGGUACUACCUGUACUCACAGGUGUAUUUUCGUUACCCGUCCCCAGCAGCCAGUGAUGGAGACCAGCGCAGCGUCAGCCACCAACUGGUGCAAUGUGUCUACAAGAAAACCUCCUACCCGAGCCCCAUACAGCUCCUGAAGGGGGUGGGCACCAAAUGCUGGGCUCCAGAUGCCGAGUACGCCCUCCACUCCGUCUACCAGGGAGGACUGUUUGAACUUCGGGCCGGCGACGAACUCUUCGUUUCCGUCUCUUCGCCCACAAUGGUCAACGCAGACGAUUCCUCCAGCUACUUUGGUGCUUUUCGCCUGGACCUUUGA
Scomber japonicus (chub mackerel) is the source of this 828-nucleotide messenger RNA. It is a transcript of the gene tnfsf10l, whose product is annotated as TNF superfamily member 10, like. Gene Ontology annotation, biological process: immune response. The record is from RefSeq and is a predicted model, not a curated record. The coding region runs from base 1 to 828 and encodes 275 amino acids. Gene Ontology annotation, cellular component: membrane. Gene Ontology annotation, molecular function: tumor necrosis factor receptor binding. The transcript has 6 exons. NCBI's taxonomy places the organism in Eukaryota, Metazoa, Chordata, Actinopteri, Scombriformes, Scombridae.